AUGUCCUCCGACGAACUCCUUCAUAUAAAUAAGGAAGAGGAUAUUUUGGAAAACUCCUACGAAGCUCUACCGGAGCAUUGCAAGCGAUAUUGGCGAAAACGAUACCAAUUAUGGUCCAAGUUCGACCAAGGCGUCUUGUUCACGCCAGAGUUGUGGUACUCAGUCACCCCAGAGAGAGUAGCCAAGUUUACUGCUAAGUUAGCUAAAACGUUGGCUCCAAGAGCUAAAGCAGCCUUGGAUGUCUGCUGUGGUGGCGGUGGUAACACGAUUCAGUUUGCAAGGUACUUUGAGCAUCUGGUGGGCGUUGACAUUAGUAGCACGAAUGUGGCAUGCUGUGAACACAAUGCUAGGAUUUAUGGCACACAUAAGAACACUCAUUUUAUCAAGGGCAACUGGAACGAGCUUCAGGAUUCGACUUCCUGGGUUCCAGAUGUUGUUGAGCUUCAAAACGGCAAGUUCGAUGUGGUCUUCAGUUCUCCUCCAUGGGGAGGCCCAGCUGUGAACAAGAAGAAGUUUUUCGAUCUCCACAGUAUGAGACCGUUCAAUCUUCGGGCGAUUGUGACGAGCAUGAAGAAGUUUUCAGAUAACAUCUUCUUGUUCAUCCCAAGGAACCUGGAUUUGGACCAAAUUCGUGAGGUGGUGAAAGAGCUCUAUGGCCCCAAUGGUCGGGCUCGUACAUUUCAAACAUUCGAAAAUGGCUGGCUAGUUGCAUUAUUGGUUGUCUUCGGGGACACUUGGAACGUGGACGUUCCAAAGGGUUCUCGGGUCGAUAAUCAUGACGCUGGAAUGCCCAAAGGCACCUUUACGCAACUCCUCCGCAUGAAAGGUUUACUGAUUGGCGGAAGCAAGGAAGUGCGGUGA
Molecule: messenger RNA, 861 nt
Organism: Candidozyma haemuli
Lineage: Eukaryota; Fungi; Ascomycota; Pichiomycetes; Serinales; Metschnikowiaceae
Exons: 1
Coding region: 1-861 (286 amino acids)
Biological process (GO): 7-methylguanosine cap hypermethylation; 7-methylguanosine RNA capping
Cellular component (GO): nucleus
Molecular function (GO): RNA cap trimethylguanosine synthase activity
Source: RefSeq, a predicted model, not a curated record